UGAAGUUGAAAAACUCCCUGCCUACCUGUGAUAAUUGCAGUGAUUUGUUUCCUAGAACACAAAAAGCUGUUUUUCUCUUUAUUUUUCAUGGAUGAUCACACAACUACUAAUUGUGUUGUUUAUUAUUGUGCAUGUUUGUAGGCUUUUGAAACCAUUGAUGUUCUUAGGGUGAUUUGCAUUGGAUACAUUUUGAGAGUUUGUCUGGAUAUCAUGGUUUUUAGUAAACAGCUAAUGAAAGAGUCCAUGUUGCCCUCAGUUUUAGAAGUGAACGAUACUGAGCCAGAAAGUGAAUCAGACAGUGAAUGGGACAAUCUGAGAGGAAUAGGAAGCAGGCCAACCAGCAGACCUCAAAAAGCCUUCAGUCGAGGCAGUACUGACAACAAGACUGUCUCAAGAGCAGGCAAAGGUCAGUCCCCCGCACUGAGCAGAGCUCUGAGUUCAGAGGUGAGCAGAGAAGAAAACGUACCCAGCGAGCAGGAUGAUGAUGACAAUGCCCUGGAAAAUAAACCAGCUGACAGCUCUGAAAAGGAGACGGUCAGUGCAGAGGAGGAAUGGGACACAGAUUUGGAAUUAGAAGACAUGAAGGAACCUUAUGAUCCCACUGGACAUUCAUGUUACAAGGCUGCCUGCAAGGUCUUUGGUGUGGUUCCGGUGUCAUACUUCCUGCGUCACAUGAAUGAUACAGAGCUCAUAAUGAUGCAUCAUGGCCUCGGUCCACAGAGUGCCAAAGCUCUUGCUGUUCCCUUGGUAACCAACACAUCCAUCCUCAAGUUGAACCUGAGGGAUAAUUGGAUUGAGGGGCUGGGCGGAGCUGCGAUUGCAGAGAUGCUGAAAGAAAACUGCUACAUCACAGAAAUCGAUUUGUCAGAGAACAAACUGGGAGAGAGAGGUGCCCAAGCCCUUUCCAGUAUGCUCCUGGAGAACACCACCUUGGUCACUAUCAGCCUCUCUGGGAAUGACUUUGAUGAUCACGCUGCCAAGCACUUAGCUGAAGCCUUGGUGAGCAAUCAGAAAGUGGAAAGCAUGGUCCUGAGUCACAACAUGAUGGGAGACGGCGCAGGUGAGACACUGGGCAAUGCUAUUGCUGAGAACACUGGAUUGAAGACCCUCAAUCUGAGCUGGAACUGUUUACGGGGAAAGAGCUCAAUAGCAGUGGCAAAAGGUUUAGGGGCAAACAUAUUUCUUCGAAAGCUAGACCUGUCGUACAAUGGAUUUGGGAAAGAUGGAGCUGCAGCUCUCGGUGAAGCUCUUAAGGUGAACAAUGUGCUUGAAGAUUUGAACAUCAGUAACAAUCAGAUCCCUCCUGAAGGUGCAGUGCGCUUUGCCAUGGGACUCAAAGAAAACAAGACACUGAAGAUCCUUAGUAUGUCUCGAAAUCCAAUGCAGAGUGCUGGCUGUUAUGGGAUACUAAAAUCAAUGGAAGGGAACCCUGAAUCUGCCAUCGAGACCCUGGACUUCUCUGACAUCAUCGUGAACAAGGAUUUUGAUGAAUUGUACAACAAAGUCAAAGAAAUGUUUCCGAACCUGCAGGUGAAACACGAAAGAAAUGCAGACAGCUUUUCUUUCAAAACAUCUAAAGUCCCAAAAGAUCCCUUAGGAAAACUGAAGUAUCACAUAAAAAAGAACAACUUGAAGCUUGAGGAUUCUUUUGACUCUGUGGAAGAGGGUGGAAGUGCUCUCAUCACUAGAGCAGAGUUUCAGCUGGGACUCAAGGGGAUAGGAACCUGUUUAACCAUGGAAGAAGUGCAGCAACUCAUGGAUGAUCUUGAUAAGGACAACUGUGGUGAGAUUGACUUCAGAGAGUUUAGCACAUUGCUGAAGAAAGCUUAACACCGCAUACUGUAUCUGUCUAUUAUCGUGGGUACCUUGGACCGCUCUGGCAUUUUGCACGAAUAAUAAAAAGAUCACAAUGUUGACUGUU
This is a messenger RNA of Lepisosteus oculatus (spotted gar), 1921 nucleotides long. It is a transcript of the gene lrrc74b, whose product is annotated as leucine rich repeat containing 74B. Lineage: Eukaryota; Metazoa; Chordata; Actinopteri; Semionotiformes; Lepisosteidae. The record is from RefSeq and is a predicted model, not a curated record. Gene Ontology annotation, molecular function: protein binding; calcium ion binding.